AUGGGCCUAGACCUUUUGCCUCCUUCCUUCAAAGAGCCGAUUCGUGACAAGAGAAGAGCCCUGGAAACGACUAAAAGGCUAGUACCGUAUACGACAACAAGACCAACAAGAGUUCCUACUCAUACUCUUACUAAAGCACCGGCAACUCCAACUGUAGCAGCGGAAGGAGACAAUCUUCUUCUGUUUACAAGUCUUGUUGAAGAAGCCUUGACUCGUCUAUCCGAUUCCUCAUCAACUCCUGACCGAUGUAGAGAAAGUUCAUCCGAGGAGGAAGAGCAGGUGUUGAAGCUCAUAGGCUUGGAGAGGUAUGAAGUCUUUAUACUGCUAUCAGAGGAGAUGAAGCGGAAGAAACUUGAACUAAUCUUUCUGCCCUUUAACCAGCUCCUACCUUUACCGGAUCUAAUGUUAAAGCAUAUGCACCCUUUUGCAGACGAGUCACCUAUUAAGAGUCGAACAUCCUCAAAAUCUUUUCCAGACGUUAAGCCGUAG
This is a messenger RNA of Vicia faba (fava bean), 489 nucleotides long. The record is from the annotation of a GenBank genome assembly. NCBI's taxonomy places the organism in Eukaryota, Viridiplantae, Streptophyta, Magnoliopsida, Fabales, Fabaceae.